This is a messenger RNA of Pecten maximus, 5042 nucleotides long. RefSeq lists its product as uncharacterized. The record is from RefSeq and is a predicted model, not a curated record. The transcript is spliced from 19 exons. Bases 4 to 2160 code for a protein of 718 amino acids. NCBI's taxonomy places the organism in Eukaryota, Metazoa, Mollusca, Bivalvia, Pectinida, Pectinidae.
AUCAUGGCGGUUCAGCAAACGUAUCCCCGAUGGUUGAUUAACUGUAAACAGGGAAUUAGCGAUUCAAAGGAAUGGAACACAUUUUUAGGAGAGUUACAUGAGGCCAUCCAACAACAGCUGACAGAAAGUCAUGUCCAGUAUUUCACAGACUUGUCUGAGGCUGAGAAGGAGCUGUUUAUGGAAAGGGCCACUGCUGCUAUUGAAGGAGGUGGAAUAUUCACAAAUCUGUCUAAGAAAGUCUCAGUUCUCCUGGACCAACACCUUAACGAGGAAGUUUCCCGCCAAUUAUUGGAGGAUGCCCCUGUUGGAACGAAGUCUGACCUUAUUAUAGAGAAUGCAGAGGAGGGCUCACUCAGCAUGCUGAAGAAAUGGCCAGACAUGAAAAAUAAGCUCAAUAUUUGUCUAAAUCAAGCACUCCCUGUGCCUCUGAGACAGGUCGCCUGGAGACUGUAUCUCACAAACAACAAAGUUAGAAAACAGUAUGUGGACCAACUUAAUACCAACCCCAGGGCAGCCAUCUCCCCAUACGACCUUGAGAUCAGUCAGAAGUGCGAGGCACUCAUCAAUACAGAGACGACGUUUGUUGACCUCAAAGGAGCUGUGGGGUCCUUCUAUGCCAUGAAAGCUGUUUUAUCAUACUACCAUGCCUCUCUGAAGACCAAGAACAGACUACGAGACGUUGAUCAUCUCCUUGUUGUGCCAUUUGUAAAAGUGAAUGAUUCAAACAUGCCAAAACGAGAGCCACCAGCUGGUCGAGUGAUUGCUGCACUAGUGGAGCAGUAUAUAUCCUACAUGGAUUCUAGACCAGGCUUUGUCGUAGACAACGGUUCAGAUAAACAUGAAGAUGAGAUGCUUGCCUUCAUAGAUAAGAUCGGUAAAGAACUGCAGGAGAAGUUUCCGAGUGUUGCCAGGGCUAUUGUGAACAAUGUUGUCAGCUCAAAGGAGAAGAUUGUGGAGACAGAGACCGGUAAAUACGCGUUGUUAAUGGAAGGUCUCACCUCGCUCGUCCGGCCCGUCAUCCGAGGCAUGUUCGUCACCUACCUGAACUUUGACACACUUCUGUAUGUGUGGGACCAGUAUAUGAUUGGCUCUAAUACUCCAGGAUUCCAUACGGAGUGGCUGGCCAACGUUACUCUAGUGUUCCUGGGACUUCUCAGAGAAAAACUCAAGGACGCGUCAUCGGCAGCGGAGAUGGACAAAACUCUGAAGGUAGAAGGGCCGAGGUUGAUGAUACCACAGUUUCAGUAUGAGGUGAAAACUGACCAUUACAAGGGACUGUACUCUAUGUUACAACAAGAUCAGAAGGCGGCCAUGCCGGUCCUGGAUCCUACGCAGUCUCAACAUCCGCCAUGGCGUCAUUGGUACAAUGACGUCAUUCCACCGUACACUAAACCCCAGGAGAGGCGGCGUGCCCGAGAGGAGAGGGAAGCUGAACGAGAGAGAGUGGCACGUAUGCAGAAGGACAAUGAGAUCAGCAAGCGGGAACUGGCAAUCAAGGAACGAAGGGAGGAAGAUGAAGACUACCAGAGAAUGGCAGCAGGAGAGAGACAGAGGUUAGAAAUGGAGAGGAUGAGACUCGAGGAGAUGGUUCAGGAGGAACGGAGAAAGAGGCUGCAGGCUGAACAGAGAGCCCAAGAACAGAUCGAACGCCUUAAAAUGGAGGUGGCUGCUCUUGGUUACACCAAACCGAGAUCUCGUGCCUCUACAGGAAGAUCAUCUACCGUCCUCAGUCGAUUCUGUGUGGCUCCCCCACCCACGCGAAUAUCGUCACCGGAACUACUCCCCACGAUAAAGGAAGAUAAGCGAGCUCCCACCCCUGCCAAAUCUCCCGACAACCAGACUCGAGAGGUCCUCAUCGACUUCCUACAGAGAGUAAAGCUUGGAGCAGACAAAGUUGCCCAUGGCCAGGGAGAGGACAAGGCUGAACUGGACAAGGAAACUGAUGGCUAUUUACAACAAAAUGUCAAGGACAUCAAGCGAGCACAGAGAGACAUACUUGGCCACACGCUAAAGCCCGGGGAGUUUGACAGAAUGUCACCAACAUCCCAGCAGAACAUCAGCGAACAGAUGAUGAAGAUGAUGCAGAAAUGGAGAGAAGAUCGAAGAGCCAGGGAACUUCAACAGACACCGGGGAGUCGCAAAAACUCCCGAAACAAAUAGAGCGAAGGUUAUAUUGGAAGGUCUGUAGUACCCCACAUCACUGGAGACAUUGAGUACUACAGAAAGUCUGGCAAACUGUCAUUCACGAUUACCAGUUCUGUCAGGGUUUUUAUCAACUCUGCCUGAAUCUUGUAAGUUUUUUUUAAGAUUCUCAAAAGCUAGUCAGGUAAAGAUUUCUGAAAAAUGUUUAAAAAAAAAAAGAUUUUGAUUUUGAUUGAAAUUUUCAGAAUUGAUUGAUGAAUAUAUAUCAAAUUCAAAAUGCUAGUCAGGUACAGAUUUCUGAGGAAAAAAAAAUUCAUGUCCACUGUUUUUUCAGAAAAUCAUUUUUUAUUGAAAACUUAAAGAAGCAUUGAUCAAAGAAUAUAUUUCAAAUUCAAAAUGCAAAUUAUUUGGAAAUAAUGAAAAAUAGCAAAAGAAAAUAUAUUUUAUAAUAAGCUGUUAAGGAUGUAUUGUAGAAAAAUACAAAGGAAAUCAUAAUAAGAAAAAAAUUAUAGUGACAUCACAGAUUUCUGGCCCAGGUCCACAUAUGGACCUAUAUUAGAAACAUAAAUGGGUAUGUCGACCUUGGGUUGGAAAGUCAGAACAAAUCCCUGUGAUAAACACUAAUUAAUUAUGUCAGUUGUCGAGAAUCAAGAACUUUGUGUCUAAGAUGUGUGACACUGAAGUUGUGAAGUGACAUAGAGACACUGGGUAAGUCCCCAGGAUCACGAUUCACACAGUCAAAUUAAUCACUGUUUCUUCCACAUUCCUUUGUAAGUGCUGUUAAAAGAAGGAUUUAUAUAUACACAGAGUUUAUAUAUAUUAGAUAUAUUUAUAUGCCAAAACAAAGAUAUUUUAUCACUAUUUAUUUAUACAGUUAUAUACCCUUACAUUGUCAAAAUAUUUACGACCAGAUAUUUGCAGCAAAUCGUAACCAUAACGAAGUGUUAGCAAAGAUGUAUCAUAUAAUGAUUGAGAUGUUACCAAUCUCCAAAGCUUACACCACAAUCAGAAGAAUUGUUUCUUGUUUUUUUUUUUUUUUUUUUUACGUGUGUGUUUAAAGACAUGUUUGAAAAUAUUUACAUAUAAAUUUAAGUUGACUAUGGAUAUAGUCAUUGGCUUACAGCUGAUUAUUACUUAUUUGUAUGUGUACUAUCCUCGCGACUAUUGUGACGUCGUUAUUGAAUGUCAUCAGUCUCUGUGGUGAUAUAUGUUUGUAUCGUUGGGGUGGCCUGUUUUGUUUCUUAUUUGUUUUCAAUGUGGAGGUAUGUAAAAUAAUGUUCUGAACUGAUGAAAUGGUCCUAGAAAAUACAUAGGUAUGUUCAGAAAAUCGAAGCAUGGACAUAUAAACUAUAUUUUCAAUUUUUUGCUUUUUUUUUUUUUUUUUGCUUUUUUUCUCUGAUUUGGUAUGGAUAGUUUAUAAGGCACUAAUCUUUUUCAUUUUGGGGUGUUUUCGAUAAUCAAUAACAACAAAAAUAAACAUUUUCAGUCACCCGAGACGAAGAUGGUGUUAAAGGCCCUUGGGCCUCUUGUUUAUGUUAAUGCUGAAAUGAUAUUUACACUUCAUGUCAACAUGUCUCUGAAUUCUUUAGUUUAUUGCUGGCAAGUCUAGCUUCAAUGUCCCAAUUAGAUUUAAAUUUUAUAAAGUAUUUACUCUCAUUAUAAAAGUAUGAAAUGUCUCAUCGAUAUUUAUUCUGAUGACACAUUAUAAAUGUGUUAUACAUUCCGUCCAAUUAGACAUGAUAGUCACUCUCAUAUCAUAACAAAUAUAUGUAUAUUAUGUAAUAUAAUUGAUAGGUCUGCUUUCAUUUAUAAGGUUGAACCAGUCUGAGUGGCACAAAAUGUUCUGUGAUAAUAUAUAUAAUUAGUCACACAUAGCCUGGAAGCCUACUGAUUUUUAGCUACUCACUGAGAUUAAGCUCACUGUCAGAUAUUUUCAUCAGAAUGAUUGCAUAAAACUAUAUGGCAUUCUUUCUUCCAUAUACUUCAUAUUAUAAGAUUGUUUUUAAUUACCUACACUUGUAUGGAAUGUUUCAUGAGUAAACUCCACAGAUAUAUUUUUUUUGAAAUAUACAUUACAGUAUUUUGACGUUUCUCUAAUUAUAGUCAUAGAACUGAAUCUCUAUCACAAAUACAUUGUAGCCGGAGUGUGGGUUUUCUGAGGACUUUUGUGUGUCAUAAACUACUUCUUUUUUAAAGUGAUAGGACUAGUUUGGGAUUUUCAGGAUUAUUUGAACCAAUGUGUUUGUCCAAUGCUUGUUUUUUCUAUUUGUGGUAAUAUCUGUUAUAAACUUUUUUAAAAUGUUUUUUGAUAAAUAUGCACAAAAACAUGGGUGUAUAGUAUCAAUUUAACACUGAAUGAGAUAAUCAUUGGAUUUUAAUUUUGUUUUGGGAAUUCAUAACAAAGUAUCAUUUAUAUAGUUAACUAGUAAACAUCUUUUUUUAUGAUUACCUUGAUGAAACUUUUCUAAAAACAAAAACAUAGCUAUUAAAAUAUACAUUUAUUUUUUCAUGAGAAAAAAUAUGAAAUUUCUGCGUAUAGAAAUAAACAAUUUAAGCAAUCAUAUGUGGAGAGCCAAAAAAACGGUACAUAAAUGGUUCAGAUUAUAUCAGAAUUAUCCUGAGAGAGUAUAGCUGGACUAGUUCUCUGUACAGACAAACAUUGAAGGUGCCUUUCUGCCAUGUAUGAUUGGUUUCAGGUACAAAGUAGUUUCUUGAUGAAUUCCUUUUUAUGAAUUGUUAAUAGAAUUUUUUAGUUGAGUGCAUGUCUACAUAUAUUUGAAAGUUACGAGAAAUAUUGUCUGUUCUUCCGUCCAAAUUAUUUCCAUGACAAGUAAAGUAUGUAUUCAAUUACACUAGAUACACUAUGCAAUGACGCAGCAAUAAAUGUUUUAUUGAAUUAA